This is a messenger RNA of Eruca vesicaria subsp. sativa (arugula), 1382 nucleotides long. NCBI's taxonomy places the organism in Eukaryota, Viridiplantae, Streptophyta, Magnoliopsida, Brassicales, Brassicaceae. The record is from the annotation of a GenBank genome assembly.
AUGAUGAGAGGUGUUGAGAGAGUGAAGGAGUUUCUUCGACCUUUGGUUGAUUCCAGAGAUUGGGACUUUUGUGUUAUCUGGAAACUCGGUGAUGAUCCUUCUAGGUUUAUUGAAUGGGUGGGAUGCUGCUGUAGUGGUAGUUAUAUUGAUAAGAACAUUAAGCAUGAAGAUGUGGAAGAAGAGAGACAACAGAUGAGCUCUGUUUGCAGAGAUGAACACAACAAGCAUCAUAUAAGAACACUUGCUUGUGAAUCUCUUUCUCGUUUUCCUCUCUUCAUCCCUCUCUAUCCCGGGAUUCAUGGAGAAGUAGUCAUGUCACAGUCUCCCAAAUGGUUGGUUAAUUCAGGUCCAGGAUCUAAACAGGACAUGUUCAGAACACGAGUUCUUGUCCCUGUGCGUGAUGGUCUAGUUGAGCUUUUCUCAUUCAUAAUGAAACCAGUUGAUGAAAGCAUGGUUGAUCUGAUCAUAACGCGUUGUAACGCCUUCUUUGAACCAUUCCCUGAACAAACACUCCCAUGUGGGGAACAAGCACCGGGUUUGGUAAUGACCAAGGAAGAGGAUGUGGUGUUGCAAGACACCAUAGACGUCAAAGGUAGUAAGAAGCUGACAGAAGAUAACUUCAAAUCAAAGAAUCUUCAUUCAGAGAGAAAAAGAAGAGAGAGGAUUAAUCAGAGAAUCUAUGCUCUUAGAGCCAUAGUCCCUGUAAUUACAAAGAUGAAUAAAAAUGGAACUAUUAGUGAUGCGGUUGAUUACAUCAAUGAACUGCUAGUGGAGAAGCAGAAACUUGAAGAUGAACUGAAUGGAAUCAACGAGAUUGAAUGCAGAGCAGAUGAAGAAGCUGUGAUGGCUAAUCAAGUAGCUGCAAAAGUUUCCUCUAAACUCAACAAGAAUGUGAACAAUGAGGUGAAUCUUGAAGUCCAUGAGACCGGUGAACGAGAUUUCUUGAUUCGUAUUGCGCAGGAGCAUAAGAGAGAUGGAUUCAAGAGGUUGAUAGAGGCUGUAGAUUCUUGUGGACUUGAGAUCAUCCAUGUCAAUUUCACCAGACUCGAUCUCAGAGUCAUGACCAUUCUCAGUGUCAAGGCGAACAAAGACGGAACUACACCUGGAGAUCUGAGAGAUUUGCUGCUGGAUAUGAUGAUAACUUCAGAUGCAGAGUCUGUCAAACAAUGUACAUACCCAACCACAUGAAAGGGUUCAAAUGUUUUGUUUGCUUCAGCCACAAGUUACAGCUUUGGUCUGAUUCUCACAAGCUUUUUUGGUGACAAGUUAUAUGUUGAGACUAUAUCAAAACUUGCAAAAUAUCAACAUAACAAUCAGCUCCAUGUGAUGGGUUUUUGCUUUUUUAAAUCCAUUUUGUUACAAAAGUUAAUCUACAGUAUCUU